Molecule: messenger RNA, 1464 nt
Organism: Heterobilharzia americana
Lineage: Eukaryota; Metazoa; Platyhelminthes; Trematoda; Strigeidida; Schistosomatidae
Source: the annotation of a GenBank genome assembly
AUGGAUGAACUAAGUAGCAAAACGUGUUAUGAGUUGAAGGACCAUGGAGUGAUACAUCGUCCUGCCCCAGAAGACCCCUGGGAUGUGGAUGUGUUCAGAAGGGAAUUUCGUGUAGAUAUCAUCAGUGAUGGCAAAGAUAACGACACAAUGGAAUUUGACAUGAUUAAUUUGGAUUCUUCUUUCGCUAAUGCAGUUCGUCGUAUGUUGGUUUCUGAGGUUCCAUCUCUUGCAAUAGAAAGGGUUUAUCUAACCCAAAACACGAGCAUAAUGCCAGAUGAGGUCAUGUGUCACCGCAUUGGCCUGAUCCCACUCGCUGUCGAUCCCAAAUAUUUCAUGUUCCCAAGCAAAAAACCGCCUGCUUCUGACAACAUUUCUGGGUUUGAUCCUAAAGAGCAUCUAGUUUAUGAUAUUCAUGUUGACUUUACGAAGGCUGUUAAAGAUACUCAGAAGAAGUCAAAUAAAAAUAGUACUCAGGAUGGUGCUUUACCCGUCGCUCAGUACUUCUCAGUGCAUAGUUCCGAUCUCAAGUGGGUACCAUUACCCGGUCAACAGGAACAUUUCGGUGAAGGUAAUACUCCCCUCCCAGUAUCCUCGACAAUACUUAUCAAUAAACUAGCUCUUGGUGAUGAAAUUGAAGCUCGUUGUGUUGCAGUAAAGGGGAUUGGUCGAGAUCACGCUAAAUUUUCUCCGGUCGCAGCAGCAUACUACAAGUUUCAUCCAAUCAUCAAACUCCUUCGUACAAUUGAAGGUGAACAAGCGAUUAAACUGCAGAAAAGUUUUGCACCUGGUGUGAUCGGAAUAAAUCCGGCAACUGGUCAAGCAUUCGUUGACAAUCCACGUUUGGACAAUGGCUCACGUGAGCAUAUGCGUCAUCCUGAAUUUCGUGAUAUUGUUUUCUCCGGCAUGGAUCCAACACAUUGUAUUUUCAUUGUCGAAACUAUAGUCCCUGGCUGUCGACCACCGUCUUCAUUAGUCCGUUGUGCAUUUGAUGUAAUGAUUAGUAAAUGCUGUCAUUAUAUAGCUGUCACUGAAACUCCUGAUUUCGGUGAUCAAAUUGAAGAGUGUAAACUGUCCAGUGGUUCAGUGACAGAUAACUCUGAACUUCGACCAGUUGAUAAGAGCUUGAUGUCUAUAAAAGGCAAUCGAAGUCAAUUGAAUGGACGUGAAGUAGGACUUGAAGUGACUCACACUUCACAUGAUAAGUUGCGUGCAACAUUUACUUUUUAUGGAGAAGAUCAUACUCUUGGUUUAGCUCUCAGAUAUUGUGUACUAAGAAAUGAACUGGUUAACUUUUGCGGUUACUGUGUACCUCAUCCACUGGAGGAUAUGAUUAAUUUCGACAUUCAGAUGAAGAAAGGUUCAGCUUUCAAUGCUCUACGUGAUGGUCUUCAAUGCCUUCAUGACUGUUUCAAGCAUAUGAAGCAAACAUUUAAAUCUGCUAUGAAGAGACAGCUAAGAAGAUAA